Penicillium canescens is the source of this 1671-nucleotide messenger RNA. RefSeq lists its product as uncharacterized. Lineage: Eukaryota; Fungi; Ascomycota; Eurotiomycetes; Eurotiales; Aspergillaceae. The transcript is spliced from 3 exons. Gene Ontology annotation, biological process: transmembrane transport. The record is from RefSeq and is a predicted model, not a curated record. Bases 1 to 1671 code for a protein of 556 amino acids. Gene Ontology annotation, molecular function: transmembrane transporter activity.
AUGGGACGGCAUUCAAUAGCAUCUGAAAUAUUCGACAAUGAGUCUAAAAUCGACUUCGGGGUGCGGGAUAGCGUCCUAUCCAUCGACGAGGUGACACCCUAUCCACCACUGGGGAGUUCAAUCCAGUUAUUCGAGAGCGAGCCUUCACCCGAAGAACAGGAAUGGCGCUUUGGCGUGCGGGAAUGGCUGGUAUUUGUAUGCAUCGUCAUUCUGUCGAUGAUGGAUUCAUUCAAUGCGACCAGCUUGAUCCCAGCAUUACCAGAACUCGCAAACACAUUCGGAAAACCUCUCGCGAGCACACUAUGGGUCAACACCGUCUACCUCAUCUUCAGCGCAGCCAGCCAACUAUACUUCACAAUGACAAGCGAAGUCUUUAGCCUCGGCCCAGUCUGGAUCAUAGCAGUCGUAUUCGCAACGAUCGGCACAGGAAUCUGCUGCGGAUCCAUGAGUCUCAUCGAACUUAUAAUCGGCCGUAUGAUACAGGGAGUCGGCGGCGGCGGCGCAAUGAGCCUCUGCUUCCUGAUAAUGGCCGAGUCAACGCCCCCAUCAAUCCAUUCCCGGUAUUCGUGCUAUAUCCUGCUAACGCGGAUGUGCGGUGCUAUUCUGGGUUCUGUUACCUCCGGUGUGUUUGUUGAUAAUACCAGCUGGACUUGGGCGUUUUAUUUCAAUUUCAUCUUUUGCGCACUGGGUUUGUUGACGAUUCCGUUUGCUGUUGACCUGCGCUUGUCGAAGAAUAUUCCGCUUCGCAAGUUACGGAUUUUGGAUUGGUCCGGUGCUACUAUGGCCUUUUUGGGUCCUGGGGCUAUUCUUGUUGGAUUGACUUGGGGCGGGAGUUUGUAUCGUUGGUCGGAGUGGCAGACCAUUGUGCCGAUUGCGAUUGGUGUUGCUGUUUUCCUUGCGCUUGUUUUUUAUGAGUCCAAGUGGGCUCUUCACCCGCUGUUUGGGAGGAGGGUGUUUCGCUCUAGGAUGAUGGUUAUGACUUAUCUCGGUUGCUUUUUGCAUGGGCUUAUGGUCUUUGCUCACUUGCAAUUCUUCCCGCUGUACUUCAUGACAACCCACUAUAUGUCUGCCACGUUGUCCGCCGUGACCUUACUAGCCAUGAUCGGGGUGGCAAUUGCUCCGGCCGCGAUUGUUGGCGUGAUCCUUGCCAGAGAGUCGAGAUGUACGCAGUGGAUCAUCUCGGGCGGUUGGAUUUUGAUUAUCCUUUCAGGGGCGUGCUCUAUUCUUUUGGAUAGCACGACGCCGGCGGUGGGAUGGGUGUUCUUGUUGUUCACAGCUGGCUUGGGUCACGGUCUUCUGCUCUCGAGCUAUAACGUUAGAGUCCAGAAUGUGCCCAAGGACGAAGACCCUUCUCUGUCGACUCAGCCAACUACCAUCUCCAAUUAUAUGAGGGCCAUGGGUAUGGCAUUUGCCGUUCCUGUCGGGGGUGCUGUGUUGUUGAACAUGUUCAGUCAUGAGUUGACAGGAAUUGGAUUGGACCGAAAUUUGGUCAAUACGGCGAAUGGAUAUCUGAUCUUGACGGACCAGGUUAGGAUGUCAAGUGAACAUAGAGAAGCCGUCAAACUUGCUUCGGUCGCGGCGUUCCGAGUGGUGUGGGAAGUCCUCACGGGCCUUGCUUUCGUUGGGGGACUUUCGUCUGUUUUCCUGUGGCGGAGGCACACGUCAGCAUAG